Messenger RNA from Fusarium venenatum, 333 nucleotides. Lineage: Eukaryota; Fungi; Ascomycota; Sordariomycetes; Hypocreales; Nectriaceae. The record is from RefSeq and is a predicted model, not a curated record.
AUGACACGACUCGCUGACUCUUCAAAAUGCAAAGACGUUGGGUUGCGUGUCGUUUUCGAUGAUAAAGUCACCAUAUACAAGCAGGCCGACCGCUUCGUUCCUUCUUUCUUUUCCGUGGAUGAACUUCUCCGAUUUCCCGGUUCUCUUGGCCCUGAGGGCUUACCAUGCAGCGAAUCAAUGGAGUUACGGAUAUCCUUUGAUGUUGCACCAGGCAUGUCCAAGGCAUCGUACCCGUCUCCCUCAUAUGAGUUCUCGGGUAUGUUGGAAUCAAUGGGAUGUGGUUGGAAGGAAUGCUCAAUUGGUGCAGUCCCAGGUAGGAACAUCUGGGAGUGA